Molecule: messenger RNA, 3959 nt
Organism: Pollicipes pollicipes
Lineage: Eukaryota; Metazoa; Arthropoda; Thecostraca; Pollicipedomorpha; Pollicipedidae
Product: histone-lysine N-methyltransferase eggless-like
Biological process (GO): heterochromatin organization; negative regulation of gene expression
Cellular component (GO): nucleus
Molecular function (GO): histone H3K9 methyltransferase activity; DNA binding; zinc ion binding
Source: RefSeq, a predicted model, not a curated record
GUGUGGAAGGCAGUAGGUUCACAUGGUGUGCACCGAGCCCGUGGUGUAUUUUCAGGUGGUUAUGUUGAACUACACUAAUGUUUCAAUAUACGCGCCCGUUGCGGCUUGGGUUCUUGUGGCGCGGCCCUCGGAAGACUAAUACCGUGUUUCGGCGGAGUUGCGGAUCUCUUCAAGAGUAAGGCCGAGACUGACGCGCUCGGCUGGACGCGCUCGGUUCGGGCCCGGCCAUCCAGGCUGUUCACGGAAUGGACGGGCCGGCAGCUGGCGAGGCAGCAUCUGGAGGCAGAGACACGCCUCCCGCGGCGUCCGACCCGCCGCCGGCCCCCAGCAGCCCUUCCCGGCGCGAGUCGCCGGAGCCCGCCCGCCAGCGGCCGGCGGAGCUCACCGAUGCCGCCGUGGAGAUGGAGGUGGACGGCGGGGAGGCCGAAGGGAAUGCCCCAGACCAGGCGUCGCCUGUCGAGCCGCCCCGCAGUCCGUCGGAUGGCGGCGGGGCGGAGGCCGACGGCCAGUGCCCGGCGCCGGACGUGGCCGACGCCGGCGAGCCGGGGUCGGACAUGGCCGCCGCGCCGCCGUCGAACGGAGACGCCACGCCGGUAACGGGUGGUGAGAUUGCGGCCGACGGCAAGGACGUCAAGGGCGGCCAAGGCAUCGCGCUGGUAACGCUGGACUCGUCCGAUUCGGACGAGUCGGCCGUGACGUCCAAGAGGCUGGCAGCGGCCGCGCCGCGCGGCACGACGCGCGACGUGGCCGCGCCCCAGGCGGCCCGCAUCCCGCGCUGCUGCUUGAACCCCGACUGCAAGAGCCGCGAGGCUCUGGUGCCGGCCGUGUCCUCCGACCUGGUGUACUUCACCAUGGUGCACGGCGACGGCGACCGGAUCCCCAGCCUCGUGCGCACGGACGGCAGGCGCGCCAAGGUCUGCUCUGUCUGCCGCCAGCUGGUGGAGAAGUAUAACCAGGGGGCUGUCCGCCGCAAGGAGGACGAGGUGUGCCUCGACUCGGACGGCGAGGACGAGAAGGAGGACGACCAGGCCGACGACGAUGGCUCUGGCAGCUUGUGUUCGGACGACUCCAUGAUCGAGGUCGACUGUGACAUCGAGGAGAGGAUACAGGCGGCCAUGGCGGCCAUCAAGUUCGACGAUCAGCUGGACAAGUGCAUCCAGUGGGUGCGGGACAAGCAGUCGACCAUAGACGACUCGUUCAGCAAGACGGAGCGCGAGCUGGCCAAGCUGGACAAGGACGUGCACUACCUGUACGAGGACCUGUACAAGGAGCGGCCGCCGACCAGAAAGCUGCCGCCGGUCGACAUAUUCCACACGGAGGUGCAGCGCACCAUCCACUAUCCGGACGGACGCGUGUACGACCUGGACCCGGCCUACACGGCUCGCCAGCUGCCAAUCAUGAUCAGUGACGUGGUGCAGGUGGGGCGCACCAGUCUGCCGGUUGACCUGCCGCCGCUGGGCACUAUACAGCGGCCCCUCGUCAAGCCCGGACAGCACGUGUUCGCCAUGCAUAGUGACACACUGUCGCCAUGGUUCAAGGCGAAGGUCAAGGACGUCAUGGUCAAGCAGAGCGGAAUGCAGCUCCGCGUCAAGUUCGACUCGCCGCGCGUGACCUCCAACAAGAACCGCGUGGUGGAGGGCUCAGAGGUAGCGUACGUCAGCCAGUCGACAGUGCGGCUGCACGUGGGCGUGCGGGUGGUGGCCGCCUUCCGCGACCAUCAGCAACAGACGCCCACAUUCUACUCGGGCACGAUCGCCGAGGCGCCCAAGACCAUGAAUGGCUACAGGUACCUGAUCUUCUUCGACGACGGGUACGCGGCGUACGUGCAGCACCGGGAGCUGAAGCUCAUCUGCCAGCCCUCCAAGGUGGUGGCCGACGACGUGCACCCGGACUGUCGCGAGUUCGUCGCCAAGUACCUGGCCCAGUUCCCCGAGCGGCCCAUGGUCAAGCUGCAGAAGGGCCAGGUGGUGAAGACCGAGUGGGGCGGCAAGUGGUUGCCGGCGCGCGUGGCCGAGGUGGACGCCUCGCUGGUCAAGAUGGCGUUCGAGUCGGAGCGCCGCUCCGAGUGGAUCUACCGCGGCUCGACGCGGCUGGCGCCCAUGUACGCCGAGCUGGUGUCGCACCAGCCGCGCAAGCUCGGCACCGGUGCGCGCAGGAACAUCCUGAACGCCGUCAACGUCGGCAAGAAAAAUCGCGUAUACGUCGAGUACACUCGACACUCUGAGCAAGAAGAAGAGUCGGCCGAGGAGACGGCGGCGGCGGCGCCGCCGCCGCCGCCCACCGACCGAUUUAUCUCGCCCAUUUCACCCAUGGAGGGCGACGGCCAGAUCACAGAGAUCAGCAGCAAGCCUCGCGUCACGCCGCGGCGCCUGCAGCCGCACGCCUGCGGCCGAGCCUGCAUCCGCAACUUCAGCGUCGACAUGGCCCGGCUCAAGGGCGUCAACCCGCUGCUGAUGCCCAUGAUGAGCGGCUGGAUACGCGAGAUCGUGCGCCACCGGACCAGCAAGCGGACCGUGCUGUACCGGGCGCCGUGCGGCCGCCGCCUCCGCUCGCUCGACGAGGUGUUCACCUAUCUGCGCCGCACCGACUGCAAGCUGGAGAUCGACUGCUUCUGCUUCGACUUCUGGGUCCACUGCUUCACCGAGUUCGAGCCGGCCAGGAAGUUCUGCAGCAUUAAGGACAUAUCCUACGGGAAGGAGAACGUGGCGGUGUCGUGCGUGAACUCGCUGAACCGCGACUACCCCGACUACGUGGAGUACAGCACGCGGCGGCUGCCUACCAGUGGCGUGCAGCUCAACCUGGACUCCAACUUCCUGACCUGCUGCGACUGCACUGACGACUGCCAGGACAAGCAGAAGUGCUCCUGCUGGCAGUCCACCAUCCAGGGCACGGCGUUUGGGCCCACCGGCCAGGUGGACGAGACGGCCGGCUACCACUACCGCCGCCUCAUCAACGGCAACGUCAUCACCGGCAUCUACGAGUGCAACGACAGGUGUAAGUGCCGCUCCAGCUGCCUGAACCGGGUGUGCCAGCAUCCGCUGCGGCUGCGCCUGCAGGUGUUCAAGACACUGCGCCGCGGCUGGGGCAUCCGCUGCUUGGACGACAUCCCCAAGGGCGGCUUCAUCUGCGUGUACGCCGGGCAGCUGCUCACAGAGUCCGGUGCCAACGAGGACGGCAAGAACUAUGGCGACGAGUACCUGGCCGAGCUGGACUACAUCGAGGUGCUAGAGCGGCUCAAGGAGGGCUACGAGUCGGACGUGGUCGACGACGAGCAGAGCAGUAGCGACGAGAAACAGGACGACGACAAAUCAGACGACGACGGCUCGCCUGAGGCCGAGGACGACGACUCCUCCUCCGGGCCGCAGUCGUCCGAGUCGACGCGUCGGCGCGGCGCCGCGCGACGACGACUUUGUGCCGCGCAAGGAGAUCGGUGGCACGGCGACCAGGACCUGCGCCGCUCCAACAGGUCACGGCAAGCCAAAUCAAAGGAAGUGGAAGAGCAAGAAACGAAGAAAAAGAAAACUACCGUCUCCAAGAGCGUGGAAGCAAAGAAAACUGCGCCACCAGAUACUACAGCAAAGUCCGACAAUAAGAAAGCAGAGACAGAGGCGGACCGGGCGGGCGGACCGGGCGCCGGCCGUCUCUCACUGCCCGACGAUGACUACAAGUCAGUACGGGAGCAGUUCGGCGCCGACGAGUACUGCUACAUCAUGGACGCCAAGACCAUUGGCAACCUGGGCCGUUACCUAAACCACAGCUGCUCGCCGAACGUGUUCGUGCAGAACGUGUUCGUGGACACGCACGACCUGCGCUUCCCAUGGGUGGCGUUCUUCGCGCUGUCCUACAUCCGCGCCGGCACAGAGCUUACCUGGGACUACAACUACGAGGUUGGCUCGGUGCCCGGCGAAGGUGAUGUACCCCACUGCGGCAGUCAGGAGUGUCGCGGCCGCCUGCUGUAG